AUGGCGAAAGUAUCGCAGCCAGAGUUGAAACGGUUCCUUGACAGGCACAUUUCCGUGAAUAUACAGGGUGGACGCAAAGUCCAAGGCACAUUGCGUGGGUAUGACUUGUUUUUAAACCUUGUUGUGGACAACGCGGUGGAAUGCCUCCUUGUGGAUAAGAACCAAGACAGUUGGGAGUCUGGCCCAAAUUGUGGCACAGUUGUACGUAUUGCGUUUGUUUGUUUGAUGAUGGUACUCGUACGUGAAGCUGUGCGCAGUGAUGCGGGCACGAUUUUGAAGUUCAUCCAGGGUUUGGCCGAGUACGAAAAAGCUCCCGAGCAGGUGCAAGCUACAGAAGAAUCAAUCGUACACUCCAUCUUUGAAAAGAAAUUUGCGCAUGCGCUGAUUGCCGAGUGCGAAGACUCGGAAAUCAAGCUGCACCCUAUUGGGUUUGCCGUCUACUACUAUGCCUACUCUACCUGGACGUCGCGCCCUACCUUGUUCUUGGAAGAUUUGUUUGUGCUUCCCGAGUACCGCAACCUAGGUGUAGGAAAGCGUCUAUUCAAGCAUCUGGGCGAUAUUGCACACAAGGAAGACUGUGCCCGCGUGGAGUGGAAUGUGCUAACUUGGAAUGCUACUCUUUCUGCAAUGGGCGGAACGAUCGGCGCUGUAGACACAAGCGCUAUCCCUGGAGGGAAUGGCGGCUAUGAACUGCAUCAGAAACUGCGGACCAAGACGGUGCGUCUCUUGAAGAAGCAAAAGUACGAUGAAGCGAUCGCUACACUUUACGAAGGAAGCAUCAAGCUCCUAGAGAUGAACGAACAAGGCAGCGGUUGUGACUUGGCUGUGUAUCUUUUGGAAGUAUACGACCAAGCAAAUAUCAAAAACGAUUCAGCUUCGCUUGACCGUAUCGUAAGCAUUCUCGGCAAGACCACGGCCGAGUUCUGGCGCAAAAAGGUUAUUUCUGCCGCGGUGAAAUGGACAUGCGCAGCACAGGGGGAUGCGCUGGGCGAUGCCAAGCUGCGUCUGUACAUUGCUGAGCUGCUUGCAAAAGACAAGCUGUACUAUGAUGCUGAAGCGCAGUUUAUAGCUGCGUGCGCGCAGAGCGCCGAAGGAGUCGGCGCAUUCGCAGCGAUGAUGAAGGCGUGGAACGAGGAGUACUCCUCAGCGAUGGCAAAAUCGGACCCGCACAGUCCUCCAGAAAGCUCGGUUGAGCGUGUCCUUGCAGGCACCUUUGCGAUGCGCGGCUGGAUCCCAUUGCUUGUCGCGAAAGCAGCGGAGAAUGCGUACCUGUUCUUGCGAACGUUUGUCACCCUCGUGACUGAGCGUAACCCUUCUCUGCUCUUAUCGGUGAAGCCCAAUCCGAAAGAGUACCAAUCUUCUGCGCCCGUAUCGACUUGUAAAGGCGAGAUGUAUGUCACGGGAAACCCCGUGUUGAACUUUGGACAGAACGCCGUGUUGCUUGCAUGCGACGCAAGCCAACAAACGGGUGGUGUACCCGACCAAUUGAAGGGUGCAUGGCAGCAGUUGACCCGCCAGUUUAUGCAAGAAAACAAUGCCGCGGUGGGUGGCUACAUUUUCGAGUUUUUGUCUAAAAUCUCCUCUACCUACUUCGGCCUCGCGCCUGCGCGUCCGCAGGUAGAUAUGCUCUCCAACAUGAUGUCGAGUAUCAUGGGUGGAGGCGGUGCAUCGAGUGACGGUGCGAAGCAGGCGCAGCCUGCUUCGAUCAAGCAGCUGCCAAAGCCCGCCGACACAAGCAGUUUCAAGCCGCUCGAGGCCGGCGGACAGUCGGAAGCGGAUGAGCUCUUGGACGAUGAAAUGGAUUAA
Messenger RNA from Malassezia vespertilionis, 1806 nucleotides. RefSeq lists its product as uncharacterized. The record is from RefSeq and is a predicted model, not a curated record. Lineage: Eukaryota; Fungi; Basidiomycota; Malasseziomycetes; Malasseziales; Malasseziaceae. Gene Ontology annotation, cellular component: cytosol. Bases 1 to 1806 code for a protein of 601 amino acids. The transcript has 7 exons. Gene Ontology annotation, biological process: protein insertion into ER membrane. Gene Ontology annotation, molecular function: protein binding; acyltransferase activity, transferring groups other than amino-acyl groups.